AUGCGCUUUCACAUCCUCUCUGUCCUCUCUCUUGUCGGCGCCGGCAUGGUCGCUGCCACUCCAAUGGAGGGCUCUCUGUCCGCCCCCGUGAAGCGCAGCAGUGACUCUACCCAGACCAAGGUGCAGGAGGCUGCUGCUGCCCUGGCCGGCAACAAGAUCGAGGACGAGUCCGAAACCUCGGACUGCGUUGGCUCUCUGCUUUGCUGUGGCUCCCUCACAACCCCUCUGGACCACAUUGUCGAUCCCAUUCUGGAGGACCUCGGCAUUGACGUCGCUAACAUUGUUGGCUCUAUUGGUCUGCUGUGUGACCCCUACGAGGCUUCCACUUGCGACUCUGCUCCCCAGUGCUGCACUGAGGCCAACCUUCUGGGUGGUACCCUUGCUCUCGGAUGCUCUGCUCUGAAACAGUAA
Penicillium argentinense is the source of this 411-nucleotide messenger RNA. Its product is annotated as hydrophobin family protein. Gene Ontology annotation, cellular component: fungal-type cell wall. Bases 1 to 411 code for a protein of 136 amino acids. The record is from RefSeq and is a predicted model, not a curated record. The transcript has 3 exons. Lineage: Eukaryota; Fungi; Ascomycota; Eurotiomycetes; Eurotiales; Aspergillaceae. Gene Ontology annotation, molecular function: structural constituent of cell wall.